CACGCACUCCAGGUAUGCGCUCUUCGACACCUAAAUGAAUUGAUGCUGAUCAUUGUAGCUCGCAAGUCUGAACGCCUCGCGGCUCUCUGUCCGUGCCACGACCCGCCGGAGCCGUCGCCGCAUGAGCCAGCUUGGAGGAGGCUCGGUCUUCGCCUUAAGAACGAGGACGACGAAGCCUCCUCUCCAAGUCAAACUCCAGUUCAGGAACCCCAUAGGGCCGAGGAAGCCCAGGAUACCUCUACAGAAAAAAGACAGUCCGACAUCCCGAUAAUCGUUCUGGACGAUUCUGAUGAUGGAGUCACAGCCGAUGAUGAUGAGCUCACAGCAACUACUUCAAUCCAAGACAGCUUACCUGAGACUCGAGCAACCUCUGUGACGCAGAACUCUGGAGAUGAUGCCCUGGAUGUGGCCGCUAUGCGCGGCAGACUACGAGCGCGGAAGAGGAUCUCGUACUUUGGGAUGAACCUGGGACCUGACCUAAAUGACUCCGAAGCAACUCAUGAAGAUUCAGAUUCCGAGCUUUCAACAGAGGUACCAGUACCAGUACCCGUACCAGCCCUCGCUGGUCACCGACGACGCCGCCAGGCUAGUGCCAGGAACGAUCCAAAAAGGAGCGAUGCCAUUGAUACGUCUCUCCCCCCGGUCAACAAUGUCGAAGAUUGCGUGUUAGACAUGUGUUCCAAAGCCCUCGGGAAGGGUUUGGAAGAAGCUCUCGAGAGAUUUGCCGGUCGGCAGAUUAACGUUGCGACAAUGAUGUCGGGAACUGAAUCGCCUGUCAUCUUCAUGCAGCUUUUGUCGAACAGCCUUCAAACGCUCGGGAAGGAACCAGUUCACAUCAAUCAUGUCUUCAGUGCAGAGAUAGACGCUAUGAAGCAGGCAUUCAUCGAGAGAAAUUUCCGCCCCUCGAUACUGUUCAGGGACGCACGAGAAUUUAUUGCCGACAAUACACAUACAGCCUUCACCGCUUACGGCGCCGAGGUUCCAAUCCCCGGCUUUCUUGACAUACUCAUCGCCGGGUUCGUGUGCAAGGACAUAUCGAGACUCAACAACAAUCGCAAGGGUCUAGAUGACAAUGGCGAGUCGGGAGAUACCUGGAGAGCUAUCUACAGCUACUGUAAACGCUUUCGCCCCAGCAUCGUUCUGCUAGAGAACGUCACAGGUUUGAAAGAGUACUGGAACAGCUUCGUAUCCAAAUGGAACGACAUCGGCUACGAUUGCGCCUGGAUGAUUGCAGAUACCAAGGACUACUACAUCCCGCAGACCCGCAACCGGAUGUACAUGAUCGCAGUUAACCGAGAGCACUGCAGCUCCUCAGAUGAUUGCGCACGUACUGUGCGAGAAUGGCAACAAUUAAUGAAACAUUUUGAGCGCCCAUGCAGCAGUUCCUUUGACCAAUUUCUGCCAGAGACUGCCUUUGAACGCACCGAGCACAAGAGCCUUAGCUCAGAACCCGAUUGGCCCUUAUGCCGUCUCAGAUAUGCCCAAAUCCGUUCUGAAGAGCACCUGGGUCUCCGCCGCCCUUUCACCCAAUGGAGUGAAAACGGUUCAAUCAAACCGGUUGAUUUUGCAAAUCGGACGUUUCUCAAAUCCCAGUCAUCUCGCGUCGCGGACUGCAUCGAGAUCCAAUCUCUGCGGUCUGCGAAGACAGGAUAUGAUGCACGAUACUCCAUGGAAAUAUGGGAUGUGUCACAAAAUGUUGACCGGUUCAAAAGCACCCAAGGAAUAGUCCCUUGUAUCACACCUAACGGUAUUCCGUUCGCUACCCAUAUUCAAGAUGUUUUAAAUGGAAGGCAGUUGCUGCUGCUGCAAGGCAUGCCUGAGGGGAAACUACUCUUCGGUUCAGAAACGCAGAAAGACUGUCAAGAUCUUGCAGGAAACGCAAUGACCACUACAGUGAUUGGUGCAUCGAUCAUCUCAGCGCUCAUCGCCACCUCACGCACCGUAAACACUGUAGACCCUCCCAAAAAUGCGCACAAACUCCUUGAUUAUGUCAACGUUGUGAGCGAUUUGAUUCCUCUAGUAGUUGAAUCAAUAAUCAUAACUUAUCUCCACAAAGCUGCCGAGCUAGACCUCAAACAACUCCUUGUGGAAGCGAGACUCAGCUCAAAGCUUUGCGGGUGCGAGGGAUCACAAUUGACGUCAAAAGCCGAUAUACGUGUCUGUAAUGAGUGUGGACAUACAGCAUGUACAGGGUGCUCGGGAAACCCCCAUCAUCAAUUCAAUCCUGGUGUCGGAAGGUAUCAUCGUAUGUCGCCAGAUGCGUUUGAAAACAAAUGGCAGUCGCUACUCCCAUCCCGUCUCUGCUUCCAAGGCCGCCUAGAUCCUUCAUCCUAUCUCAAGAAUAUUCACCAAGCUCUCGCAUCCUACAUUGCCGGCAUCAAACUCUCUUCUCAGCGAUUUUAUCUUUCAAAAUUCAUCAGACAAGAGCGAUCUUGGAGCGUAAUUUACGAUUCGGAAAAAGCCACGUUAGUGCUUUCAAUCACUGAUCAUGCUGAGUGGUUGAUGACUUUUACAUGUGACAGGAACGAGCCUGGCAACAGUAAAUUAAGGGAAGCGCUUGCACAAGAUUUUAUUCGCGGUAAAGUCAGCACCGACCUUCUCAAUCCCCGCUGGGAGAUGCGAUUGCCUACAUCUGAAUUUUUCUCCAUGAAUGCCACCUCAUCUGAGCGCCGAAUUAGUUCAUGGAGAAAUCGUCUUGGUCUUGUUGAAUUUUGCGAUGAGUCUGUCCCAUUUGCACUCAAGUUCGAAAGUUCGGAAUCUUCGGGUCAACGCCUCGUCGAGCUCGGUAUCACGGGGAAUUUCACGCUGCUACCAAAUUGCGGCACAGCCAUGGAAACCCUGUACAAAUCUGAAAAUGGGGUCUACUUGUUUCUUGAUCAGAAUCCCAUCCGGUGGAGUGAGUCAAGCUUCGUAUUCUCCCGAGAUUGCCGCCGUAUGGACCAUGGGAAUAUCCGUCAAGUGCUCGCUCGCCUUGCUCCGUCAUGGCGGCCUUGGAACCAGAAAGAGGAGCGUCUUCAAGUUCAGUUGUCUGUUCACGAGGUUUGGGCGCCCAGCGCCAUAAUGCUUUGCCCGCUCGUUUCACCACUUUCUGUCGGCUUUCCCAAGGCUUCUGCUUUGUCUGCAAUCGAUCUCCGCGACUGCGGACAAACCGUCAUUGUUUCGGACAUCAAAGUCGAAAAAUCCAUGCAAUUCAAUGAGGACUCACAGACUUCUUGUAUCUUUAAUGAGCUAAGGGAAUUACCGGAAUUCAUGCAUGCUGAUUGGCAUCCAGUGGAGUACCCAGUACCACUGUCAUGCAACUGUUCGCCGACAUUUCCGCGUUUGACAUGGAGUGUUGAUGCGAAAGGGGCAACUCCGCACGAAGACCGCAGGGAGGCUGCAAUUUAUGAGUGCAACAUUAAAUCUCGACGGUCGGUUUUUAAGGUUUUGUCAUCUUGCUCUGAUACAAGUGGUGAUCUACAAGUGCAAGUCAGCAUAAAUCUGGCUUCACUAAUUCAUCGAGUCCGCGGCAAGUGGCCAAAUCGUGCGCCCCGACUCUCCUGGAGAGUUAUCAAAAAUCAUUCAAAUCGCGCUUUGAAUCAGCUCUCGAGCUUUGAACUACGUGAUACAAUCACAGAGACUCUGCAUUGUCCACCGACUGGGUUUUUGUAUGACCUGACUCAGGGCCAGAGGCGAUCUCUGACUUGGAUGGCGUCCCAAGAAUCAGGAAAUCCAGUUCUUUCUGUUUCUGAGAUUGAAGAAGAAGUUGACAGUGAGCUUCGUUGGAGAGUAGAAGCAAAAGCAGAGGUUGAUAUGACACUACGGGGUGGUGUACUAGCCGAUCUCCCCUCCUUUGGAAAAACCGUGACAACGAUCGCAUUGAUCGAGAGCGAGCUACAGAAAUGCACCCUAGAUCAAAUCGUCGCCCAGAACCGAAAAAUCAGUCCCGAAUUUCCAGCUCUCAUAGAACUUGUCUCAACUCUGGUCAUCUGCCCACCACAUAUCGUGCGCCAAUGGCGAUUGGAGUUUGAAAGCUGCCUGGGCGCAAAGCGCUGUGAGAACCUUGGGAUUAUUGCUAUUGAGACCUUCGCCGAUCUGGAGAAGAUAAGCCAUGGCGAGUUGUGUAACAGCCAUGUUGUUAUCGUGUCCUGGUCAGUUUUGGCGGACGAAAACUACAUUACUCGACUUGCACAAUUUGCCGCGAUGCCGCCCCCCGCUAGUUUUCACGGGCGCGCAUUCGAUGCCUGGCUGGACUACGCAUUGAUCCAAGUUAAAGCUCGUGUCGAGAAACAUAUCAAUCUAAAUUCAGAGGAGCUUGACCUUGCCUUUCAAUCACCGGAUUUCAAGUCAGAGACCGAACGCUUGUACAAACAGCAACUGGAACACGAAGACUUCAAGACGAUGGUGCCACUGAGAUUACAGCACGGAAAAAACUAUCAAUCCUUUGAAGCAAGCCUAUCAAUGCCAACAAAGACAAAGGAGACUAAUAACGCCCCAUUGAAGAAAUUGAAGCACGCGAAAGUAAUACCACUCCUUCAGCUGUUCAACUUCAAUCGCAUUGUCGUCGAUGAGUACCACUAUCUGCGAGAUGUCAGCAUUGACCUAUAUCCAGCUUUUGCGGCUAUUCAACGAUUAUCAGGCUACAAGCGCUGGGUACUCUCAGGCACACCUUCGAUAUCGAACUUCGAGGAUGUUCAUGACCUAUCAUUAUUCCUGGGGGCGAGGCUGGCAGCGGACACCCGAAACCCCCAAAGCGAACAAACGGAUGUUGAGAGGUUCAUCGCUCGUACAGAAGUGAAGUCGUACCAGUGGCACCAUGCACGACAUGUUCAAGCUCAAAAGUUCUUGGAUCGCUUUGCUCGACAGAAUACGCCAGAACUGAGUCAUAUCGAAUCAGUAGAGACAUUGCAACCAGUUGAACUUCACACAGGACAUUAUGCUAUAUACCUUGAGCAUUCGCAAAUCUUGGUGGCUCAUGAAAUGCAGUUGAAAAAGCAGACCAAGUUCGGCGACCGAUGGGAUAGAUUCAACGCCACCUUCAACAACGCGCGAACCGCUGAGGAAGCUCUUCAAAACAUUGCUUUACUAUAUGAGACUGAGCAAGGAACUUCUAGCCUAGACUCAUUGAUUAAGCACCGGAAAGCCGAUUGCGAGCGUGCGGAAGAAGACUUUCUCCGCCGCGCAAGACAACUGCACCGCUCAAAUGACUCGAAGGCAAUUGACUACUACCAGAAUUUCAAGCAAGACGUUGUCAAUAACAACAUAGUUGGAGAUCAAAAAGUGCGAGAGGUCAUUUUGAGCUUGUUUCACGACGCAGAGAAGCACUCAGCAACCCUUGUUGAGCCCAUCACUGCAACUGCCGUCAAACAAUACGCCUCUGAGCUGCGAGAAAUCGCCUAUGAGCUGGCGCGUAGAGUGCGCAACGAGAGAUUUAUUCGCACCAUAGAAGAACAUUUACCCCACCUAGAAAAUACUGCCAGCGAGCAGCUAUACCAAUGCAGCGCAUCCGGUUGUUUAGGCGUCAGCAACCUUGAUCAGUUGUUUCUGAUUGCUCAUUGCGGGCACACUGUCUGCCAAAUUUGCCUGCAAACUAACGAGAUCUCCCAAUCAUGCUUGGCACCUCAGUGUGAAAGCCAUGUUCAUUCAGUGAACUUGGUCAAAGUCACCGACUUGAGUUGUCGUCGAGAAACGACAGAAGUGAAGAGCUAUGGAGCCAAGCUGGACGAAAUUGCUCAAACAAUCAACCGCAUACCAGACGAUGAUCAGGUAAUUUUGUUCGUUCCGAAUUCCGAAGCUUCGAAAUAUAUGGAGCGAUUGUUUAAGACCGAGGACAUUUCAUUCUACUCACUAGGUACACGGAAGUCUGCCGCCGCUGGUAUCCUAGAGGAUUUCAAAUCCCACGACACCGAAAAGAAGAGGAAGCUUCUGGUUCUGAAUAUCAUGAAUGAGUUCGCGGCUGGCGCCAACCUAGUCAAUGCGAACCAUAUCAUCUUUGUGGCACCCCUCCUAACCAAGGACCAGUCGACCUACGAUUCAGUCAUGGCCCAAGCAAUCGCGCGCUGCCGUCGUUACAGGCAAACCAAAACUGUACACGUCUACCAUUUCGCGGCGCUGAAAACCAUCGACAUCGAUAUCUUGGAACACCGCCAUAAGCUCUCUAGCCCGCUUCUCCAGUCUGAUGCCGCGUCGGAGAACUGGCCUUGUGCCCCCGGAAAAAAGGGGAAAUCGAAAAUGAUUCGCACAUCGAACGGCGAAGUUGCUCUGGUGCCUCGGUCCUUGAUCAAGAAUGAGAAGCUGUGCAGUGAGAUGGGUGUCACUGGUGAGACUUUCACCAGCUUGAUCGGAUUUUCAAACGCCUUUGAAGUGGAGCACGACGACUGA
Periconia digitata is the source of this 6360-nucleotide messenger RNA. The record is from the annotation of a GenBank genome assembly. NCBI's taxonomy places the organism in Eukaryota, Fungi, Ascomycota, Dothideomycetes, Pleosporales, Periconiaceae.